GCGCGGAGUUCGCUCUCCUGAAAAGCAGAGGCGCGCGCGCCGGGGCGCAGCCGCCACCUCGGUCUCCCAGCCGCCGCGCGAGGGACGCUGCGCGUCUGCCCGGUCGCCUGGCCCUGCUCCGAAGUGGCGGGAAGGCGCCGCGGCGGGCGGAAGAGACGCUGCCUGUGGGGUUGCUGCGUUGUUGUUUUUUGGCGCGCGUUUUGGCAAGGCGCCGCUUCCGACGGGGAGACGGGAUAAAAGAAGGAGGCUGGUGUCCCCGGGUCGCCCUCGUGCCAGCCUUCCAGAGAAGGAAGCAAGGGACUAUUCGCAGGAAGGCUUCAGGAGGAGCGGCAGGGCUGAGUCUUCAAUCAAAUAUUUGUUUGCCUGGUUCAAGAUGUGAACUGUUCACCCAUCCACAAUGCUCACAGAUUACGAUUUAAUUCCAGCUCUAGCAUUUUCUCGGACAGACUAGCAGAUGGUACGUGAACAGUAUACUACAACAACACCAGGUACUAACCUACAGAGACCAGAAACGCAAUAUGUCUACAACGUUGGCAUCUACGGUUGGAGGAAGCGCUGCCUUUAUCUCUUCGUCCUCCUCCUCAUCAUCAUCCUAGUUGUGGAUCUUGCUCUGACCAUUUGGAUUCUUAAAGUGAUGUGGUUUUCUCCAAUUGGAAUGGGAUACCUUUAUGUUCAAAGCGAAGGACUUCGGCUAGAACGGGAGUCAGAAUUUUUAUAUCCUUUAUAUGCCAAAGAAGUUCACUCUAGAAAGGACUCAUCUCUGCUUUUGCAAUCCACUCAUAAUGUGACUCUAAAUGCACGCAAUCCUGAUGGGAACGUCACAGGCAGAUUAAGUGUGGGUCCAGACAUGGUACAAUUUGAUGGUCAGGAAUUUCAGAUCAAGUCCAUGAAUCUGGAUGGAAAGCCUCUGUUUACAGUGGAUGAAGAUGAAGUUGCAAUUGGUACAGACAGACUUCGAGUCACAGGGCCAGAAGGAGCUCUUUGUGAACAUUCUAUAGAAACACCACUCAUUAAAGGUGUUAGAGGUCUUGACAACGCGAAAGAGCUGAGGCUUGAAUCGCCAACUCGGUCUCUCACCAUGGAUGCUCCACGAGGGAUUAAUAUUAAAGCCGAAAGUGGGACUAUUACGGCUCUUUCUCAUCUGGAUAUCAAGUUGCAGAGCAGCGAUAGCAUGCUUAUGCUAAAUGCUGGACUGCGGCUGCCCAAAUUGCCUCAAGGAACAAGCGGAGAUUCUGAGAUAUCCUUUGGGCUCUAUGAAGUCUGUGUUUGCACAGAUGGAAAGUUGUACUUGGCAGUGGCUGAUGUCGUUUCCACUUGCCUGUAUUAUAGUCAGGCUUGCGAGAUGAGCAGCUAACACCCCACACUGCGUGCUCCCAGCCUGCUGCUAUUUUCAGGUGGGAUUCAGUCACAUACAGGCAAGCUCAGGUUUUGCAGUUCAAGUUGAUCUGGUGCCCUUGCAAACAUACCCAUUUCCCCAAAACUAUCAGACUUCUUGUGACAAGGAAAGCAAUGGGAAAAUGCAUUGGAAAGUGUGAGAUAACGCUUGCCGUAGCUUCGUAUAAUAUCCCCGCAAACAAAUCAGAAUGAAUGUCAAUAAACAGCUUGUCUGGACUACUUUCUUUGGCUGUUUUUAGUCAGGUUUUGUAGUAGCGUCUAGAGUCACUGAUGCUACUACACACAGCACAGAAAUGCAACUUAACAUUUACAUUUAAAAUCGAAAUGCAUCAAAUGGAGUUGUAUUCAGCAUAGAACUAAGGAGAGCAUUCCUCCAACCUUCCAGAGCAGAUGGGCAGUGCAGGUCACACAGGAGAGAGGGACAAAGUCCCAUUGGAAUAGCAUUAAUGCAAUGCAAAUGUUUAGCUGAACACCACCCAAAAUAUAUGGAAGCAGGUAUACCAAAAGUGUGCAGGGGGAGCUCUACAGCAGAAAUAGAGAACCCCAGGCCCAAGAAACAAAUACAGUGCCCCAGGCCUUUUGCUGGCCCCACUCCAUGUUCUUGAGAUCUUUUGCCUGGCUGAAAUGUGUCCUUGAACUGUGAUCAUGCCUUUUGCUUGUCUGUCUGGAUGGAGGGAUGUAUGGAUGGCUGAAAUGUAAUCUACUAUACAAAGGCCUGGACGGAGAGGAGUGGGUGGGUGGAUGCAGAGACCACUGUCGCAUGCAUAGUGGAAUGUACUGUAGCUUACUAUGCAAAGGAUAGGAGUCAGGCCCAUUGCUCUGCCCCGUUUCACCUCUGACCCCAUUCACCACUGGCAUGCAACCCCUGGAAGACUGCCCACAAAGCAAUAUGACUCUCAGAUUGAAAAAGGUUCUCUAACCCUGUUGUAAAUGCAGAAAGGGAAAGGCAGAUGAGCUGGACAGUUCUUCCCUGCACAAUUCCCCUUCUCUGUUACAGUACUCCAUAUGGUUUGGCCAUCUGAGGUCCCCUGCUCUGGCUUGCUUCAUGGGCCACAAAGGAAGAGAAGGUUAGCCCUGAGUACUCUUUCUAUCCAUUAGUCCCCAAAAAUACCUUCUACUCAUCCUUGUGAGGCAGUGCUCUCCGCAGCAUAUAAAAUGAAACACAGUAGCAAAUACAGGUUAAAAUUGAUUUAUCACAACACACAUGGAAUAGGCUUCUUUCAUAAUUCAGAUUUUGCAUCGACCCUGGAUUUGUGAACUUUAGAGGUUAAUAAACAUGCAUUUUUAAUGUU
Molecule: messenger RNA, 2687 nt
Organism: Podarcis muralis (Common wall lizard)
Lineage: Eukaryota; Metazoa; Chordata; Lepidosauria; Squamata; Lacertidae
Gene: SGCG
Product: sarcoglycan gamma
Biological process (GO): cardiac muscle tissue development; heart contraction
Cellular component (GO): sarcolemma; sarcoglycan complex
Source: RefSeq, a predicted model, not a curated record